Molecule: messenger RNA, 3050 nt
Organism: Oncorhynchus mykiss (rainbow trout)
Lineage: Eukaryota; Metazoa; Chordata; Actinopteri; Salmoniformes; Salmonidae
Gene: bbs7
Product: Bardet-Biedl syndrome 7
Biological process (GO): intracellular transport; non-motile cilium assembly; intracellular protein localization
Cellular component (GO): ciliary basal body; BBSome; neuron projection
Molecular function (GO): protein binding
Source: RefSeq, a predicted model, not a curated record
GAUAUUGAAGCUUCUUCAAACGAACAACGUUGUCCAUGGUAACGGGUCCAGUGUGCGCGCAGAAGAAUCAGAUGCUAGUUAUUUCGACAACCUUAAUUUUCUAACUCCUAUAAUGUCGAUAAACUAGCUAACGUUAUGGUUGAACUAAAUCAAACAACGAUGUGGCGGCUAUAUAGAAUAUACUAAUACGUCAGAGUAUGCAACGUGCAUUCUGACUACAGUUUUAGCGAGACAGCUAAAUUAGCCAACGAGGCUAAUCCCUAUUACAGAAUAAUCCCAAUCUGACAAAAUGCUCUUUGUUCACCUCGCAUGUUAGCCAGCUAUCUUUAUUAGCUAGCUAACGUUGAUUUAGAUACCUGUAACGCCGGUCUGAUUUUUGUUGUUGUUGAUUGUAUUGAUUGUAAACGGUUAACGUUACUGGACAGACACCUUUUGGAUAAUUAAGCGAACGUUAUUAGAUAGCGAGCUAAUCAAUUGAAUUGCAUACUAGUUUUUGCUGACCAAACACUCACAUCAAGCCAAGAACAUCAUGGAGAUAAACCUCAACCGAAUUGAUUAUCUACAGGUUGGUGUGAUAUCUCAGAAAACCAUGAGGCUCCUCCCUGCCUUGGGACGCAAAGCAACCCAAAAGGUUGCUGUUGCUGAUCAUGAUGGUGUGAUAACUUGUUUUGGGAUGAAAAAAGGAGAAGCUGUACCUGUGUUCAAGACUUUGCCAGGGCAGAAGAUAACAAGGCUGGACCUUGGUGGGGCUCUUGGAACCCCACAGGAGAAGAUCUUUGUGUGUGCUGGCUCGGAAGUGAAGGGAUAUACCAAGAAAGGCAAACAGUUCCUGUCCUUUGAGGCCAACCUUACAGAAAGCAUCAAUGCCAUGCACGUUUCAGGAGCAGACCUUUUUGUGUGUGCGAGUUACAUCUACAACCACUACUGUGACUGCAAGGAUCAAGACUACUACCUGUCUGGAGACAAAAUUAAUGACAUUGUGUGCUUGCCUGCUGAGAACUUGGGCCGCAUUGUCCCUGUGUUGGCAUGUCAAGACCGAGUUCUCAGAGUGUUGCAGGGAUCUGAGCUUGUGUAUGAUAUUGAAGUCCCUGGUCCUCCCUCAGUUUUGGAGCUGUACAAUCGAGAUGGAGGGACUAAUGGCGAAGACAUUCUCUAUGGAACUGUGGAUGGCAAACUGGGACUGAUUAGGAUAACUGAUUCCUCUUCCUCUUCUAAAUGGGAGAUUGAUAAUGAGAAAAAGAAAGGAGGUGUUUUGUGCAUCGACACGUAUGAUAUCCUGGGUGACGGGGUGAAAGACAUCCUUGUUGGCAGGGAUGAUGGGACAGUGGAGGUCUAUGGGUUUGACAGCUCCAAUGAGCCCACAUUGCGCUUUGAGCAUGUGUUAUUGGAGAGCGUCACCUCUAUCCAGGGUGGCUGUGUUGGGAAGGAGUCUUAUGACGAGGUUCUGACAGCCACGUACACAGGAUGGGUGACAGGGCUGACUACAGAGCCCCAGCAGGCAGAGGCAGGCCCUGGAGAUGAAGUCAAGAUGAGUCGGGAGACCCAGAGCAAAGUGGCAGCUCUCAGGGCAGAGCUAGACCAACUGCAGAUGAAGGUCGUUCAGGGCCGUGAGAAGUACCAGCAAACCGCGCAGUCUAGUACGGCGGUCUCUGCCAUGCCCGUGUUCAGCAUCAAUGACAAGUUCACCCUGUGUCAGGAUGAUGCCAGCUACAGCCUGACCCUGGAAGUGCAGACAGCCAUCGACAAUCUGCUGCUGCAGAGUGAUGUACCAAUUGAUCUGCUGGAUGUCGACAAGAACUCUGCUGUCGUGAGUUUCAGCGAAUGUGAUUCAGAGCAGCCAAAAGGCAAUUUUCUCCUCGUUACGUACAGAUGCCAAGCAAAUACUACACGGCUUGAGCUGAAGGUGAGGUCUAUUGAGGGCCAAUAUGGCACCCUACAGGCCUACAUCACCCCACGCCUGCAGCCCAAGACCUGUCAGGUACGCCAGUACCUCAUCAAACCUCUGUCCCUUCACCAGAGAACUCACACCAUUGAACAGGACAGACCCAUGAACACUUUGAGUCUAGUUGGCCAAUUCAGCUUUGCAGAGAUCCACUCCUGGGUCCUCUUCUGCUUGCCAGAGGUCCCAGAGAAGACUCCAGCAGGGGAGAAUAUCACCUUCUACUUCCAGAACACUUUCCUUGGAACGCAGCUGGAAGCCACGUACUGUAAAGGGGAAGGCCACUUCAAGUCUGACAACAUUUCCACCAUCUCCAUACUGAAGGAUGUCCUCUCCAAAGAAGCCACCAAAAGAAAAAACAAUCUCGAUAUUUCUUAUGAUAUCAAUGACGAUUCAGUGGGCCACACACUCAAGAUGAUUCAUCCGAAGCUUGAGUAUCAGCUGCUAUUGGCCAAAAAGGUUCAGCUGAUUGACGCAUUAAAAGAGCUUCAGGUUCACGAGGGGAAUGCGGACUUCCUCAUUCCUGAAUAUCGUAACAUUCUAGACGAAUCUGCCUAUCUGCUAGAGGAAUACAAGAAACAACCAGCUCACCUGGAAAGACUUUAUGGUAUGAUAACGGACCUCUUCAUCGACAAAUUCAAAUUCAAAGGACAGAAUGUGAAGACAAAGGUGUCAUUGCUGCUGGAAGUUUUGGAUAACUACGAUUUGGAUUCUUUGAUGAAUUUCUUCAAUGAGGCAUAAUAUCAAACUUGAGCAAAGAGGAUGCAAACUUUUACACUUUAUUUGUGAUAGCUUUUGUUUUGUUUAGAGUACAGCGUUUACUUUCCAGCUGUGUCUUUUUUUUGUGUAAGAUACUAGAAUUAUGUUACAUAAUCUGAAUUCUUUAUGUCUAAAGCCAUAUUCUGUUGGCCUAGCUAUAUACAGUGCAUUGGAAAAUAUUCAGACCCCUUUCCUUUUUCCACAUUUUGUUAUGUUAUUAUAGCCUUAUUCUAAAAUGGAUUAAAAUAGUUUUUUCCCUCAUCAAUCUACACACUACCCCAUAAUGACAAAGCGAAACAGGUUUUUAGAAAUGUUUGCAAAUGUAUGAAAAAUAAAUAAAUACCUUAAUUAU